AUGGUGGUGGACUUUCUUCCGCGUGGCUUUCGUGCGGAUGGAAAUGCUUGAGGAUGGUUUGAUGUGGAGUCUCCGCUGCGGCGUUUUGCGCAGGAUUUUUAAUUUGGCCGAGGCUCUGAGCUUAGGAAUUAGGGUGGUGGAGCGGUACGUACUGCAGUCUCCCUGCUAGUACACGGGUAAGUCUCAUGGAUAGCUUGGUUUUUACUUUUUAUUUAAAAUUUUUAUUAUAAUAUUUUCAUGACUGAUUUUUUUUUGGAUUCUAUUAAUGGCUCUAAAUCGAAGCCUCUGGCAAAAAAAAAAAUAAUUUUACUGUUGAAUUAAGAAUUUUUGGAGGUAUAUAUUUAGUUUCACAUCGAUUAUUCGGUGAAUAAAUCCUACAUACUUAUACAGAAAUAAGAAACGUAAAAAAUAUCUUUCCACUAAUUUUUUUUGAUCUUGUUAUAAAUAGUAUUAAAGCAGAUUUAACCGAUAACCUAUGUGGACUAGAAAAUAUGCACCAUAUCUUAAAAGCACGAGAUGCAUUCUAAAAAAAGCAAUCUAAUGUUACUGAAAAGAAAAAAUUUAAGCAAAUAUUAUGCUAGAAAUAUUUGUUUCUUCCAUUUAAGGCUUCAUGCUUGUGCACAACAUAAUGAAUGCUCAAACACUCAGUGCAUUUUUGUAUGACCAACGGGAAGAGAAACUAUAGCUUGUCUACCUUCGUGAGAGUUAUUUGUUCGUACUUUGAUUCGUUGGUUAUUUGGGAUAGGUACAUGUACAACCGUAAAAAAUGGAUACACCAUGAAUUGUACUAGGGAAUCCAAUGCCAACGAAUCAAAUCCCUUGGUUGUCGCGCAUCGUACAAGGUGCCAAAUAAAUUAUUCAGGAACACGCAAUCUAACGCAAAUCAGGAUUGGCUGCAAUUGUAGCCAUUUGCAAGAAAGGACAUCUUGAAUUAAGAAUCUCUGGAGGCAUAUAACUAGUUCCACAUCAAUUAUUCGCUGAAUAAAUCCUGCAUACUUAUACAGAAAUAAGAAAUGUAAAAAAAUCUUUCGGCUAUUUUUUUUUGAUCUUAUUAUAAAUGGUAUCAGAGCAGAUCCAACCGAUAACCUAUGUAAACUAAAAAAUAUGCACCAUGUCUUAAGAGCACAAGAUGCAUUUUAAAAAAAGUAAUAGAAUUUUACUGAAAGGAAAAAAUCUAAGCAAAUGUUAUGUUAGAAAUAUUUGUUUCUUCCAUUGAGGCUUUCAUGCUUGUGCACAAUAUCAUGAAUGCUCAAACACUCGGUCAUUUUUGUAUGACCGAUGGGGAGAGAAACUAUAGCUUGUCUACCUUUGUGAGAGUUUUUUGUUCGUACUUUGAUUCGUUGGUUAUUUGGGAUAGGUAUAUGUACAACUGUAAAAAAUGGAUGCAUCAUGAGUUGUACUAGGAAAUCCAAUGCUAACGAAUCAAAUCUCUUGGUUGUCGCACAUCGUACAAGGUGCCAAAUAAAUCUCUUGGAUUAGGGUUGGCUGCAAUUGUAGCCAUUCGCAAGAAAGGACAUCUUGAUGAGCAAAUCUCACAGCACCUAAUCAUGUCUCAUUUACCAAGCCACUAGAGUUUUUUGAACUUAAGAUUGUUGUAAUUUAGUCAAAAAGAAGAUGUGAUAGAAAGGCUGAUCGAUGAAAAGGAGCACUAAUGAAUAGAGAAGCAGAAUAUUGUGAUGCUUGGCCUAUCCACAAAGAUGCAACGUUGAAAUAAUUCAAUACGGGAUGUACUCCACAAAGAUGCAAAGGUGAAAUAAUUCAAUGCCAGUUGUACUCCCCAAAGAUGCAAAGGUGAAAUAAUUCAAUACCAGAUGUAGUGCUCCUCCCAUUGCUAUAAAGCUACCAACGUAGAUUGAGGCAAUCCAAGGAGCGAGAGAAGCCUUUCCAUUGUUGCCUCUAUCGGCAUGGCUUCCCUACAACUAAAGAGGCCUAUCCAGGAAUCCAUUCCAGUGGCAAACUGGCAACAUGAUGAGCACGCAACUGCUCAAAAACACCAGGAGGCAGAUGCCAAGCAAGUAGCGACUGCGAAGACUAAGAAACACCUGACUCAUGCGUUCUUCUCCCCUGAAUCAGAACCAGUGCCGCCUCCUGGGAAGACAAAAGAGAAAGGAAAGAAAGAAGCAAUCAGGCAGCUGAGGAGCAAUAAACUUCCGACUGAUGCGUUCAUCUCCCUUGAGUCAGGACCUUAUAAGUUCGUCUCCCUUGAGUCAGAACAACUGCCACACAUCCCAAUCAAGUCCAUGAAAGCUGAGCAUAAGAUUAAGGACGAGAAGGAGAAGAAGAAGAAGAAGAAGAAGAAGAGCAAGAGCAAGGAUGAUACCAGCAGCAGCAGCAGCAGUGAAAGUGAGGAUGAUGUUUGCAGCAAGAAGAAGGGAGGGAAGGAGAAGAAGCGUAAGUAGAGAUAAAGUGGUCCAGUAUUGUAGUAUGGAGAAUGAAAGCCCAAUGCCAGAGGACUGCAUGAUAUGCAACUCCUCUUACCAAGGAUAUGCAUGCUUAUAGUAUCUUCACUACAUGCAUUCGACUAUAUAUGAAAAUCUCCAAUGAUACGGUGUGCCAUUUGACAGUGUUUUUUUUUUUCCUCUUUUGAAGUGGUUAAGGGGAGGGUGAAAACUCCCAACCGAUUAUUAAAAGGUUAUAAAAAAAUACAAGAGAAGGAGAGAUUCAGAUAGAGAAGAAGAUGGAGGAGAGAUACAGAUAAUGUAGAAGAGGAAGGAGAGUUGAGGGGAGGAGAGAUUAAAGAGCGUAUAUAGUUACAGAUCACUCUCCAGACUCUAUCAAACUCUUCCUAGAUAUGGGAUUACAGAGAACAGAAUCCCUAAACAAACCAAUAGCAGACUUUAAAACCGAUGGUGAGGAAGAGGAUUUGUAAAUAAAAAUAUGACACUCCAGCGGGGACAGCGACCGCAAGCUGGUCACAAGCUAAAAGGAGUGGUUUUUAUUCAUAAGAUCCCAUGCAAGUAUGGAUUUCUGCUUGAGUAAUAGAUGGAAGGUAGAUGUUUGCUAAUCAAGUCAUAAUGCGUAAAUUUAGCCUUUUUCCUGAGAGAGAAGGGGAGGUCGAGCCACCCAAUUUAUUGAAUAUGUGAAAGAUAUAUGUACAUAAGAGUCAAAAUGAGACAUAUGGAAUGUACAAUGUGAAGGUAGGAGGGGAAUAGGUAACAGGGAGUGAGAAAAAGUAGAUGAAACAACAAGCAAUAUGAUGAGGAGAAGAUCUCACUCGGCUGAUUCUUCAGAGACAUCUGAUAAAAUUUAGCCAAUCAAUAUGUUAAUGUACCAAAGAAAGGCGGUUAAGAUGUUCGUAUUAAUCUGAACCUACGUAGAGUUAGGACUUUAAUCAAUAUGUUUAUUCCUUGAAGGUAAAAGAUAUGGGUUCCAUUCUUAUUAGCAUGAAUUAAGUCCAGCGAAGAUCUUCUCAUAUCCUAUAUAUUUUUAUGUUUUGACAAGGGGAAGCUUUAAUUUUGCCAUCAUAGAUCACCUCUAAAAUGGACAUAGCAUGAGCCAUGCCCAAACUUAUUAUGAAGAUUGCUCGUCCCUGCAUCAUGCAUGCUUUGGAUAAUUUGGAGAAUUUCCAAUAGUUCAUGGAUGACUUAAACCAGCUAAUUGGAAUUUCUUAAGACAGAUACUUUGAAAAAAAUUAUUUACUCAAAGGUUAACAAGAAGAUAGAAAUGAAAUUAAGGGAUGCAACAUGCAACUACCAACCGCUGAGUUGGUAAAAUAGGUGACAGUGAUCUGGGAUAGGUCCUGCACUCAUCUCGAUCUCGGCCAACAUCCUGCGAGAGAGGAGGGAAUGAAACAACUAGAAAGACCAAGCUGAGAGAAUGAAAAAAUAAUACCUGAAAUGGCUCACAUUAGGCCUUGCGUGUGUAGGAUGUGAACAAGUGAAUGGUACAUGGCUGGUCAUGGAAUGGAUUAGCAUGAGUAACGUGCAAUUCUAUAAGUCUCGUUUAUUGGUUGUAAAUUUAACUGGCCACGAAUUCGAGUGAUCGCUAAAUUGUUGGGAGCUGGAAAAAUUCCUGCACUUUGGGAGCUAAGGAACGUCCAAUGUGAUUGCUGAUGUAGCACAAUAACCGUCAGUUUAAGCAUGUUUAAACCCAACUGCCUACCUGAUAAGCAUUUGUAACAAACCACGCUUAUCCGGUAACUCUUUUUAAAGAAGUCUCAAGUUAAUCCAAUCUUCCAGAAGAUAGAAGAUCAGGAACUGGUAGCUUGAGGAAGUUCUCCCAUUGGCCACUGAAGAUGAUGAUGCUGUUACAAACCAAACAGCAAAGCUGCGAAUUUGCUCAACUGCGGGAGCCCCAUUCGCGAAGCCACGCGGCGAUACCCCGCCGCUUCCCUACGCAAACAACCGCUCCAUCUGCCACGUCCCCCGCCCCUAUAUUUCUCUCACUUCUCGCCACCUUCUCCAUCUCUAUCCCCUAAUUCCGCCAGAGCAAAAGAAAGAAAGUAAUAUAUCCGGCCAAACCCCAAGGUUUCAGCCAGUGGAAUCCCGGCAUGGUGAAGCUCGCCACGGCUCGAGAGAGCCGGACGUACGGCCCUCGCCCGGCCCGCAACCGGUGGGAGUACAUCAACGCCGGCCUCUACAUCUUCGCCGCCAUCCUCCUCGUCGGCGGCUUCAUGGCGCAGCUCUCCCCGACCCGACUCAGCGCCAAGUCAGGGCUCGCGGUCGUCCUCAUCGGGCUUGUCCUGGUCACCUUGGUGAACGCCCACGAUCUCGUCGCCCACAUGGCCGGCAUCGACUACUGCUUCGCCUUAAUGGAGUUCGAUAUCCAGUUAGCUCUCGUGGAGUUCGCCGUCCCCCUGGUGAACAUUGUGGGAUCCAUCCUCACCUUCAUCGGCGUUCUCUUCUUCCUCAUUCAGGCAGAGAGAGGACAUAGUUACAGGCUAGAAAAACAUGCUUUGAACACAUUGAUCGCUGGGCCCGCGUGCUGGGCCCUCGGUUCGAUCCACAAUGUGUGCCAGAUCUACGAGAGAUCUGGUGGCCACGUCCAGAUCCUGCAAAAGACCGUCCAGGUUCCCUUCCUCGUAGGAAGCUUGCUCUUCUUGGUGGGCGGUGUUGUCAAUAGGAAUGAUAUCUACGGCUCAAUACAUACCAACUUUAAGAUUCUGGGAAGGAGUUGGGUUUGGUUGUCUCUAUCUGGAAGCUUGCUGUUUUUGGUUGGGGGGCUACUGAAUUUGUUGAAGGUUUUCAAGAUGCAGCAGAUGGAUAGGAUGGGUCUUGAGAAGCUUCGAGGUGGGGCACAGCAGAGGUUAGGGAGAGAGAGGGAGGGUCAGGUUCCCCUCAUCUUGGAAAAUAGUAGGAGAAGGAAGCUUGAUGAGGACGAGCGAGCAGUGUCAAGGAAGCAGAGAGAGGAAGUGAGACAAGUGCUCGAAGACAGGAGGAGAAGGGAGCAGAGCAAGGAAGGGAUGCAAGUUUCUGAAGACAGUAGAAGGACGCCGAGUGAGGAAGUGAGGAGGGUGCCAGCUCCCAGUCCCACACCAUACAAGGAUGUUCUGGUUGGCAGCCGAUCUUAGAGAAUUCUUAGGUUUUAAUCAGUUUAAU
Messenger RNA from Phoenix dactylifera (date palm), 5537 nucleotides. RefSeq lists its product as uncharacterized. The record is from RefSeq and is a predicted model, not a curated record. Lineage: Eukaryota; Viridiplantae; Streptophyta; Magnoliopsida; Arecales; Arecaceae.